Molecule: messenger RNA, 1089 nt
Organism: Gloeophyllum trabeum ATCC 11539
Lineage: Eukaryota; Fungi; Basidiomycota; Agaricomycetes; Gloeophyllales; Gloeophyllaceae
Product: mitochondrial carrier
Exons: 6
Coding region: 1-957 (318 amino acids)
Biological process (GO): transmembrane transport; fumarate transport; succinate transport
Source: RefSeq, a predicted model, not a curated record
AUGUCACGAUCCGGCGACAAGAAACAGGUCGGGUUCGCCACCCACAUCACCGCAGGAGGGAUUGCUGGUGCCAUGGAGGCACUAUGUUGUCAACCCUUGGACACCAUCAAAGUGCGAAUGCAACUCUCGCGAUCCGGUCGAGCACCAGGGACGAAGUCGCGGGGGUUCAUCGCAACGGGUGCAUACAUCGUCAAAAGAGAAACCCCUUUAGCCUUGUAUAAGGGUCUUGGUGCUGUACUCGGUGGAAUCGUCCCCAAGAUGGCUGUGCGGUUCGCGAGCUUUGAGGCGUACAAGGAUUGGCUAUCAAAUAAAGAGACAGGGAAAGCGAGCAUGGGGAGCGUCUUUUUAGCUGGUCUGGGUGCGGGAACAACGGAGGCAGUGCUGGUGGUGACACCCAUGGAGGUGGUCAAGAUUCGAUUACAAGCGCAGUAUCAUUCCUUGGCAGAUCCCAUGGACGUACCCAGAUACCGGAACGCUGCCCAUGCAGUGUACAUGAUCCUAAAGGAAGAAGGCGUAUCAGCCUUGUAUCGCGGUGUUACACUCACGGCAAUCAGACAAGCCACGAACCAGGGCGCUAACUUUACGGCAUAUCAACAGCUGAAGAAGUUUGCACAUAAUAAGCAACCUGAAUUGACCGACCUACCUUCAUACCAACACAUGCUCAUUGGACUAAUAUCCGGCGCCAUGGGGCCCUUUUCCAACGCUCCGAUAGAUACCAUCAAGACUCGUUUACAGAAAUCUCCUGCUACACCGGGAGUGUCGGCGGCUCAGCGUAUAAUGGCGAUUGCUCAGGACAUGUGGAAACAAGAAGGCGUUCGCUCCUUCUAUAAGGGAAUAACACCUCGGGUGCUUCGCGUGGCACCCGGUCAGGCGGUUGUGUUUGCGGUCUACGAGCGCGUUCGGAGGAUCAUCGAGGACAUCAAGGAAACGGAUGUCACUGAGAGUUACUCGGAGUGAGGAUGACAGGUCAGUUUCUGUGGUUUGUUGUCGGACAUGCGUCUUGAGUGGACGAGAUCGUCGUUGGAAUAUUCUAGCAGUCACUACAUAUUGUAUCAAUACUCACAGGCAAUGCAAUCCCUUCGUAGCUUC